Molecule: messenger RNA, 722 nt
Organism: Octodon degus (degu)
Lineage: Eukaryota; Metazoa; Chordata; Mammalia; Rodentia; Octodontidae
Gene: Hcfc1r1
Product: host cell factor C1 regulator 1
Exons: 4
Coding region: 178-405 (75 amino acids)
Source: RefSeq, a predicted model, not a curated record
AUGAUCUUGCCGCAACCGCUGGAGCGGGCCUCCCCAGGUCUCGCCUUGCGAGCCACCUCAGGGGUGACGCGGGACCUGAACUCCAGCUCCCUUCCAUAGAGCUGUGCCCAUAAGCACCAAGUGCACCUGGAGGAGGAGCAGGAGCUCUUGCACAAGCAGUUCCUGUCUGAGGAGAACAUGGCCACCCACUUCUCCCGACUCAGCCUACAUAAUGACCACCCCUACUGCAGCACCCCCAUAACUUUCCCCUCUGCCCUGCCCCCACUCAGGAGCCCCUGCUCAGAGUUGCUUCUCUGGCGAUACCCUGGAAGCCUGAUCCCAGAAGCCCUACGGCUGCUGAGGCUAGGGGAUACCCCCAGCCCCCUCAUAGCUGCAACCCCAGCUGGGGAUAUAAUCAAGCUCUGAACAUUGGUGGACAAUGAUUCUCCCCACCUUCUUGCCUGCUACAAGACUAACAACCUCAGCCGCGCAUGGUGGUGCACACGCCUGUAAGCCCAGCACUGGGAAGGCUGAGGCAGGAGGAUCACUGCAAGUUUGAGGUCAGCCUGGGCUACCAUUUGAGUUCAAAGCCAGCCUGAACUUGCAUAAUGAUACUCUGACUCAGGACCAGGGAUAUGUAUGGUUCAUCAGUGUAGCCCCUGCCUGGCAAGUGAGGGUCCUGAGUUUGAUUCCCUGGCACCAACAAAACAAAAAGACAAAAGGGAAAAAUAAAAAUAAAAAUA